UCGCAAACAACAUCGCCAUUUCAGCAGAUUGCACCACGCAUGACUCCUCCACCUUUCCACCACUCCUCAGCGACCACCUACCAUUACCAAGACCAGGAGAGUGGACCUUUUUUUACUGUCCACAACAGGAGGAGAGGAGUGAGGACCCCCUCUCUGUUUCUCUAGAGCACACACUUUUUGUCAGUGAGGCCCCUGCCACAGUGUAAUUGUAGCAGCAGUGGCCUACCAUUGCUUUGCUUUUGGUGAAGGAGAAGGAGAGGAGGAGGGGACAUGUCGACCUUUGCAUCAGGAUCAGUCGCCGUCCACAGCCCGGCCAUGUCGAUUGAUAUUGUCCAUGACAGCUAGAGCUCAGCCGCUAGAAGUUCAGAGCACACUGGGUUCACCUGACACUUGCAGUAGCACACAGUCCCACACCACUCUGCUCUUCUGCAUCUAGUAUUUGCUUGGAACUUGGAAGCUGGUUGACCACAGCCGCCGUGGAUGGCCGGCGGCGGCAGGAGGCUCUCGGAGGUGCUGCGGGAGCAGCAGGAGCCGUUCCUCCUUCACGGAGAGCCCUGCUGCUCCGUCGCCGACGAGGGAGCCAGGGCUUCGUGGGGCCGGGCCGUGCGGAGGGCGCUGCCGCGGUGGCGGUGGGACGGCCUCGCCGCCGGAUGCUUCCCCUGCGCCACCCGCUGCAAGCGCGAGAGCUUCCGCCCGCUGCCGCGCGCCGGCCACGCGCGCUGCGACGAGGGCGUUGUUGGUAUGGAAUCCGACGGCGACGACGGCGCGAGGCGGCUCAGCCCGGUGUCCGUCCUGGACGUGCUGCGGUGCUCCGACGACGAGGAAUGGUCGUCGUCCCCCACGCUCAGCGACUGGGAGGAGGAGGAGGACGACGACGACAGGCCAUCGUCGACGCCAGGGAGCUCGCCGCCACCCGACCCGCUCACCGACGAGAAGUCGGAGGAGGAGUGGAGGAAGGUGGUUUCGUCCUGGGAGCGGAUCGCGGGGGACAUCGCAAGAGUCCCGGCGCUUGCGGAGCUGGACCUGUCGACCUCCAUGUCCAUGUCGGCGAGGGAGUGGCACGGGGAGGCGGAGGCCGAGCGGGUGGGCGCGAGCGUGGAGGCCAUGAUCUUCGAGGACAUGAGCGCGGAGGCCGUGCGCGACAUGGUCGAGCUGUAGCGAAUCGGAGUGCUCCUUGUCCAAGCUAGACUCUGCAGCUGGCUGAGUGAGUUGAUCAACGAGAUUUCUACCAUUUCUGGGUUCAGUUGGUAUAAAGAGUACUCUACGUAGUAGUAUAAUACUUGUACUAAGUAUAGCUAGGAGCAGACUCUGGUUGCAGUUGCAGUUGUAGUACAGGGCAGUGGGGAUCCGAUGCAAAAAUGUAUGACUCGAAGAAGAAAAAAAAAGAAAAAUCCCAGGAGAUAUUUCACA
Triticum aestivum (bread wheat) is the source of this 1410-nucleotide messenger RNA. RefSeq lists its product as uncharacterized. NCBI's taxonomy places the organism in Eukaryota, Viridiplantae, Streptophyta, Magnoliopsida, Poales, Poaceae. The record is from RefSeq and is a predicted model, not a curated record. The transcript is spliced from 2 exons. Bases 481 to 1158 code for a protein of 225 amino acids.